This is a messenger RNA of Aureococcus anophagefferens, 1607 nucleotides long. RefSeq lists its product as hypothetical. The transcript has a single exon. Gene Ontology annotation, molecular function: nicotinamide phosphoribosyltransferase activity. The record is from RefSeq and is a predicted model, not a curated record. Bases 56 to 1549 code for a protein of 497 amino acids. Lineage: Eukaryota; Pelagophyceae; Pelagomonadales; Pelagomonadaceae. Gene Ontology annotation, biological process: NAD+ biosynthetic process.
CUCGGUCCGCGCGGCCUCCUCCGCGACUCCCCGACCCGCGGCGCGGCCAGCGACGAUGGACAACAUCCUCCUGCUCACGGACUCCUACAAGGUCAGCCACUGGAAGCAGUACCCGGCGAAGACGACGACGGUCUAUAGCUACUUCGAGUCCCGCGGCGGCAAGUACGACGAGGUCGUCUUCUUCGGCCUCCAGUACUACGUCAAGAAGUACCUCGUCGGCGAGCAGGUCACGAAGGCGAAGAUCGACGAGGCGGAGCGGUUCUACGGCGAGCACUUCCCGCCGGGCUUCGAGUUUAACCGCGCGGGCUGGGAGCACAUCCUCGAGAAGCACGGCGGCCGGCUGCCGCUGCGCAUCAAGGCCGCGCCCGAGGGCACGGUCGUCGGCGCGAAGAACGUGCUCAUGACCGUCGAGAACACGGACCCGGCGUGCUUCUGGCUCACGAACUUUGUGGAGACGCUCCUGGUCCAGGUCUGGUACCCGAUGACCGUGGCGACGCACUCGCGGGAGCAGAAGAAGGUCGUGGCCAAGUACUUGGAUGUGACGGGCGACGUCGCCGGCCUGGGCUUCAAGCUCCACGACUUCGGGUUCCGCGGCGUGUCGUCCGUCGAGACCGCCGGCGUCGGGUCCUGCGCGCACCUCGUCAACUUCCUGGGCACGGACACGGUCGCGGGUCUCGUCGUGGCCAAGGACUACUACGGCGCCGAGUCCGCGGCGGGGUUCAGCAUCCCCGCGUCGGAGCACUCGACGAUCACGUCGUGGGGCGAGAGCCGGGAAGUCGACGCGAUGCGGAACAUGCUCGAGGUCUACCCGGCGGGCCUCGUGGCCUGCGUCUCCGACUCCUACGACAUCUUCAAGGCCUGCGGCGACCUGUGGGGCACGCAGCUCAAGGACGCGGUGCUCGCGCGCGACGGGUGCCUCGUCGUCCGGCCCGACUCGGGCGACCCGCCGUCGACGGCGAUGCGCGUGCUGACCAUCCUCGGCGACAAGUUCGGCAAGGAGAAGAACGACAAGGGCUACUGGGUCCUCGACAGCCACGUGCGCGUCAUCUGGGGCGACGGCAUCGACUACGAGAUGAUCUGCGCCGUGCUGUCGACGCUCGCGGACGCGGGCUGGUCCGCGGACAACAUCGGCUUCGGCUCCGGCGGCGGCCUGCUCCAGAAGCUGAACCGCGACACGCAGAAGUGCGCCUUCAAGUGCUCGUCCAUCGUCGUCGACGGCGCGGCGCGCGACGUCUUCAAGGACCCCGUCACGGACAAGGGCAAGGCGUCGAAGAAGGGGCGCCUCGCGCUCGUGGACGUCGACGGGACGCUGACGACGAAGACGCAGUGCGCGCCGGGGCCCGUCGAGGGCGACGUGCUCGCGACCGUCUUCGAGGACGGCGCGCUCCUCGUCGACGACACGCUCGAGACCGUCCGCGAGCGCGCGGCGCUGCCGCCGCUGGACACGUUGCCGCUGCCCCGCGGCAAGAGCGCCGCGCCGCCGCCGCCGUUGAAGAAGCCCGAGGUCCUCGCCGCGUGCCCGACGCUCGGCGGCAUGCUCGGCUUCUAGGCGCGCGCGCCGGAGGCCGACCCCCUUUCUCGAGUCUCGCUUAGCACCGCAUCUGCGC